AUGAUGAAAAUAUAUUCUUUAAUAUAUUUCUCAAUAUUAAUUGUUAUAUCAAAACAAGAUUCAAUAAGUCCACUUCAUGGUUUGUUCUAUGAUUUAAAUCAAACAAAUAUUUAUUAUGGAUCAAUAAAUGUAACUGAUGGACAAUUUAAUAUAGUUAAUACAUUGAAUAUAAAUGAUGUAGGAAAUCCUAAACUUAGUAAAUAUCCUGUUUUACCAUUAGCAUAUGAUCCAAAUAAUGAUGUUAUUUAUAUAUCAGCUCCAAAUAAUGAAAAUCGAAAACCAAUCUUAAGUGUUAUUAAUGCAACAACUGGACUUCUUAUGCGAAUGUUUAAUACAAUUGAAUAUGAUAUUGUAUCUCUUCAAUAUGAUAUUUUUCAAAAACAAUUAUUUGCACAUAUUGAAACUAAUCAAGAAAAUCUUACACAAAUUGUUGAAAUUGAUACAAAUAAUGGAAAUAUCAAACAAAUUUUAGGAACUAUUCAAAAAUCUAAACCAACUCAUAUAUCAAGUUAUUGUCCAAUAUGUCGAAAAUAUUUUCUUAUAGCUAUACAAGAUAAUCAUUAUACAUAUAUUGGUGUUAAUUCAAGUGAUGGUGGUGGUAUUAGUUGGCAAACACCUAUUCAUUUUGCUCCGAUUAGUAUACGUUUUGAUUAUAAAACAUUUACAAUGUAUUCAGUAUAUAUUAAUCAAACUGAUCAAAUAAUGUCACUUGUGGGAAUUUUAAAUCGAACAAUAGGCGGAAUUGGACAAAUUGUUGGAACAAUAUCUUAUGAUUCAAUUCUUAUUGCUACGCAACUUUCAGCAUUUGAUAUUGAACAAAAAAUAUAUUAUGCAUCAUUUCAAGCAGAUUGGCCAUAUUCAACAGGAAUUUCUACUCUGAAUUUAAAUACAACAGUACAAAAAUGGACUUUUCUACCAAAAAGCAAUUAUUAUUCAUAUGCUUGGUUUGUUAAACAAUUUGUUCAUUAA
Molecule: messenger RNA, 969 nt
Organism: Adineta steineri
Lineage: Eukaryota; Metazoa; Rotifera; Eurotatoria; Adinetida; Adinetidae
Source: the annotation of a GenBank genome assembly